Molecule: messenger RNA, 3633 nt
Organism: Closterium sp. Naga37s-1
Lineage: Eukaryota; Viridiplantae; Streptophyta; Zygnematophyceae; Desmidiales; Closteriaceae
Source: the annotation of a GenBank genome assembly
AUGAUGGUUCUUUGCACUUUCCUGGACAUUUCCGAGCGGAGGAAGCAAGAGGAUCUCAUGCUGCAGAGGUUGAAGGAUUCCGUUGUGCCUGUCAUGGCCUCUCACCAGGACAUGGCUGCAAACAAUGACUUGCACCAUCAUAGCUCACAGCAUGAGUCACCACCCGUCGUCACCCCCGUCAGAGUCGCCCGCCCUGCUUCAAUCGAGGGAGAGGAACAGCAGCAGGCAGGCAGCAGCAGGAGCAGCAAGAGUGGCGUUGACAGCAGGGGCGCUGACAGAUGCGGUGGUGGCAGGGAGGCGGAGCACGGUGAGGAGGGUGGCGGGAGGGGAGAGCAGGCGGCAGGAGGUGGAGAGGCGAGUGAAUUUGACGGUGCGAGUAGAGGGUGCAGAGGUGGCGCCGGUGUGGAGAGCGGAGAUGGGAACAUGGCCGCGUUGACUACGUCUGAGGCGCCUCAGACGACUUCAAAUGGACAGUAUGACGAUUUCAAAUCGUCAGAUGACAGUAUGGACGCUUUGCAGCAGAUGGUGGCUCUGCUCAAGGGAGUCAAGCAGUCGCUGCAGUGGAGCCAUGAAAGUGCCAAGUUCCAUGCAAUCUUCGAGAUGUCCAUGGACCCUAUUUUCAUCAACUCAAUGGAACAAAUACUGCAUGACCUCAAUCCCGCUGCCGCCCACAUCCUCGGAUUCCCCUCCACUUCUGCCGCCCUGGCGAGCCUGCCCAAGGGCUACCUCCUCAAACACUCCCCUGUGCUACAGCCGUGUGGGCGGCAAAGUUUGGAGCUAUUCAAGGGGAUUCUGGUGGAGCUGAUGGAGCACGGGGAGUGUGCGCCAUUCGAGUGGGUGCACACCCGAUUGGAUGGCUCAGAGUUUCAUGUGCUGGUGAAAGUUAAGAUGGUAAUGAUCAAUGGCGAGCGCUUGUACAUGUCGGUGUGGCACGACAUAACGGAGAUGAAGCGCAAGGAGGAGGAGCUGAAGGCGGCCAAGGAGGCGGCGGAGGCGGGCAACGAAGCCAAGAACCGGUUCCUGGCGAACAUGAGCCAUGAGCUGCGCACCCCCAUGAAUGGCGUCAUCGGUGUCGCCGAGCUGCUCCUCCGCACGCCCCUCACCCCGCAGCAGCGCUCCUACGUCGACGUCAUCUCCUCCUCGGGCAACGCACUCAUCCAUAUCAUCUCAGACGUGCUUGAUAUUACCAAGAUUGAGACCAACUCGCUGCUGCUGGACUGCUGCCCGUUCAACCUCCGAGAGACUUUGGCUGAGUGUGUGGAGGCGGUCAGGCCGGCUGCAGAGAACAAGAAACUCGCGUUGCAGAGCCGGUUGGGGGAGGGCGUGCCGGAGUGGGUGGAGGGCGACCAGUUGCGGGUGAGGCAGAUUCUGCUCAAUCUGCUCUCCAACGCCAUCAAGUUCACCGACCACGGCCAAGUCCUCCUCUCCAUAGCCCUCUCCCCUAACCCCUUCGACCAUGAAACUGCGGAACCCCUUGACUCGCCCCUUGGGCCUGAGAAGCAGCAGGGCGCCCCUUGUGCUGCGCUCUCUCCCAACCCCUUUGACCAUGAAACCACAGACCCCCUCGACCCUGACACUGAAACCACGGACCCCCUCGACCGGCCCCUUGGGCCUGAGCAGCAGCAGGGUGGGGUUGUGACUGCAGGGAGGAAACGGCGGCACGGCGAUGCUGAGAAGGGAGCGGAAGGUGCCUUUGUGUCUGCUGCGAAGAAGCAGCGGCAUGGUGAGACAGCACAGGUAGAGGCUGGAGCGGCAGAGGCAAAGGCUGCAGCAGAAGCAGAGGCAGGGGUCGGAGCAGAAGCAGUGACAGAAGCAGAUGCAACGGAUUUGGCAGCAGAGGAACCAGUGGUUGGAACAGCAGCAGAGCCGGGGGCUGGUUACGAUACUCACAGGGAGGAGAUAAUUCGGAUUGGGAGAGCACCCAACGAGGGGAAUAGCGGCAGUGAGCGUAGCGGGAGUGGUGAGCGUGGUGAGAGUGGUGAGAGUGGUGAGCGUGGUGAGAGUGGUGAGAGUGGUGAGAGUGGUGAGCGUGGUGAGAGUGGUGAGAGUGGUGAGAGUGGUGAGAGUGGUGAGAGUGGUGAGAGUGGUGAGAGUGGUGAGAGUGGUGAGCGUGGUGAGAGUGGUGAGAGUGGUGAGCGUGGUGAGAGUGGUGAGCGUGGUGAGAGUGGUGAGAGUGCGGAUCCUGAGUUCAUGGCUGUGGCUGCAUCAGCGGCAGCAGAUGCAGCAGCAGACGAUGCAGUGUUCUCGAUCACCUCCCUGCACCCACUCGCCCCUGCACGUUCUCUUCAGAGGGCAGUAUCAGCAUCAGCCCCAGCCGAUGCUGCAGCCGAUGCUGCAGCAGACGAUGCUGUGUUCGCAAUCACCUCUCUGCACCCACUCACUCAUGUGGCGCCUCAAAUGGCAUUGUCAGCGUCAGCCCCUGCAGAGACUCCAGCAGAUGCUUCAGCAGACGCUCCAGCUGAUGCAGCAGAAGAUGCUGCGCUCUUGACGGCUGCUCUGCACCCGGUCGUGACUGCUUUCCCACACUCCCUUUCUUUGGAUGCGUGGAGGCAGGAAGGUGACGGAAACGAGGAGGUCCGAGAGGAUGUGGUUAGAGGCGGGGAGGGCGAGUGUGGGGCGGGUCAUGCCAGGGACGUGGUUGAUGAUGCAGGGGCAGAGGUGGGGGCAGGGGUAGGGGCAGCAAUAGUGCAGGAGAGGUCAGAUGCAAGGGGCACAGCGCCAGUGCCAGUGCUGCAGGGCUACGAUGGGAACAAGCAGGAGCUGCAGCCCUACCAUGCUGGUGAGCUGCCGCUGCUGCAGCAGCAGGAGCAGCAGCAGCAUGGGUCAGAGGAAAAGGGAGGUGGUGUGAAGUUGGUUGGUGGAAGUAUGAAGGGGAGACGGCGUGUGGAAGAUGCGUCUGAGGCGCCUGAAGAGGUAGCAGCUGCAUCUGAGUCAGGUCACGGCGGAGAGGUGUUUCAGACAGGCCAGGGUUGCAAGAGAGUGAGAAUAGAGGGCGCUGUCGAUUCAACAGAGGAAGGUCAGGCGGGGCAAGGUGGUGAGCAGAUGCGGGAAAGCAGGAUAUGGAGGGAGAGACAUGGAGACACAAGGAUGCCUCUUGAAGAGGUUGUAGCAGGUGCAGAUCUCAAGUCCCCAUCGCGCUCUGAUGGUGGCGCAUUUUCCAAAUCGCGCUCUAAUGGUGGCACAUUUUCCAAGCCCCCCUCUACGGGUGGCAUAUUUCCCAAAUCCCCCUCUAAUAAUGGGAAAUUCCCAAAGUCACCCUCUAGGGGUGGUGCAUUUCCCAAGUCUCCAUCUUGCGGCGGGGUGUUUGAGGGGCUGCGGUGCCUGGUGGUGGAGGACAACGCGGUGAAUCGCAUGGUGGUGGUGCAGCUGCUGAGGAACCUGCGAGUCUCGUGUGACGUGGCAGAGAACGGCCACAAGGCCGUGGAGGCCUGCCGCUCCACCAACUACCACGUCAUCUUCAUGGUCAGUCCACCAACUGCCACGUCAUCUUCAUGGUCAGUCCACCAUCUGCCACGUCAUCUUCAUGGUCAGUGCGUGCUCUUAUAUGGUGCCUCUCUUUAUCAUUUAUCCACCAAGUACCGCAUCAUCUUCAUGGUAUGUCCGUGCAUGGUCUCUCUUUUGAUUCCUGAUUGA